AUGAAAGUGAAUUCCCUACAACAAUCGGAAACAAUAAGCCCAACGACUAAACAAAAUGAUUUCUUAAUCCAAAGAUUAUGGUCAAUAUCUGAUGAAGACAGAUUGGGACGUCUUACGUUUAUCACGUUACAAACUGUGCAAGAAAACAAAGACAAACAUUUUGUGUAUAAUUCAAAUAUUGGAAUUCAUUUUAAAAUCGAUAAAACCAAGUGUUUGAAAAUUUCCUAUCGUAUUAACAAAUUUCAUAUAAAUAAAGAAAACUGCGAUGCUAAUGAAUAUUAA
Molecule: messenger RNA, 282 nt
Organism: Schistosoma intercalatum
Lineage: Eukaryota; Metazoa; Platyhelminthes; Trematoda; Strigeidida; Schistosomatidae
Source: the annotation of a GenBank genome assembly